Messenger RNA from Salmo salar (Atlantic salmon), 3410 nucleotides. NCBI's taxonomy places the organism in Eukaryota, Metazoa, Chordata, Actinopteri, Salmoniformes, Salmonidae. The record is from RefSeq and is a predicted model, not a curated record.
GAGAGAGAGAUGUUUCUUCUCAUUAGCAGGAGUCAAACGUCAGCCUUGAGAAGGAAAAUUAAUGAAUUAAUGAAUGGCACACACACACUGGUAUGUAUCCUCACCUCUGAGGAGUGGAAGCAGUAUACAUUAGUGAACACGGUUGUUUGGAUCCUCCUUGCCUGAUCAGAGAGGAGAGAGAGAGAGAGAGAGAGAGAGAGAGAGAGAGAGAGAGAGAGAGAGCGCAAGAGAAACAUCCCAAGAGAGACAGAGAAAGAGAGAAAGAGAGAGAGAGAGAGAGAGAGAGUCUCCCUCUGCCUCUUCGGCUUCUCCUGGGCUAGUGGCAAGACACUGACUCUCUUGGAUCCUGGAAGAACACAAGCUGAGGAUACCACAAUGCUGCCUUAGACAGAAUGACAGAACACACAGCAGCACUUUGGAAGGACUAUCAGCAGUAUUUAUUUUCCUUCAUUUGUUCAGAUAGAAAGAAGAUACAACAUCCCUGCCAGGCUGCCACAAGAACGACAGUCAGUCGGACAGACGGACAGAGAGCAGCAGUGGUCAUGCAGCUCGGGCUGUAACAGCUGGAGUACUCUCUCUCGCCUGAAGCAAUUGGUUUUAGGAGCUAAGUUCCUCACUCCCUCUCAAUCACUGAAUCAUAGUCCUGUAGGAUCUCCUCUCAUAAAGAUGGACACAAUACUGCAGUAGCCCCUACAGACUGAGACAGAACAGUCCAGCUCCACUUGGAGAUCAGUAGAAGGAAAGUGUGGAUUCUUCCCUCUCGGAGGGCUGAGAUACCUGCGAUACCUCUGGUCAGAGACUGGAUUGCUGCCUUUUCCUAUGGAGGACAGUUUGAUGAUGAUACUGUAUAUCUGAUUCAGUAUAACAUACUCUGGUCAUAGAGCCUGGACUCUCCCAUGUGGAUAUUUCCUACUCUUCCCUUGGACUUCAGUGGUGAUUCACACUGGAUUGGCUUACUCUCUGUCCGGUGUGUGUGUGUCAGGAUGGAGUGUGUAAAGAGUGUGUCUCUGAUUCUGAGUGUUUUCCUGUUGAGCUCAGCACACUCAGCCCAGAGCGUCUACCCCAGAAUACGACUCUCCCAUAAAGAGUUAUGGGAUCUGAACAGGACGUGGGUGUUUCAGGGACCAGGUCCCUCCCUGCAGCCCCAGACCAUGCUGUUGGACGAGGCCCAUGAAAGGCUGUAUGUAGGGGCUAAAAACAUCCUGUACUCCCUCAGCCUGGAGAGAGUUAACCACCAACACAGAGAGAUCGACUGGGCCAGCUCUGUGUCACAGGUAGAAGAUUGUCUGAUGAAAGGCAGAGAGAAGCCAGAGUGUGCUAACUACAUCAAGGUGCUACAGCGGUAUAACACCACCCACCUGUUGGCCUGCGGAACAGGAGCAUUUAACCCUCACUGUGCCAAAAUCAGGGUGGGACACACAGGACAGGUCAGGCAGUUUGAGCUGGAGGAGCAGAGUGUAGAGAGCGGCAGAGGGAGAUGUCCCUACGACCACAACAGCCCCGUUACAUCCACCCUGGACAGAGGAGAGCUGUAUAUUGGCCUGUACACAGACUACUGGGAGAAUGACGCAGCUCUGUGUCGACUGAACAACCAGAGCUACACACGCACUGAGAGAGACGACAGACAACAGCUCAACGAGCCUAAGUUUAUUGGGUCGGUGGUGAUUCCUGAUAACAAUGACAGGGAUGAUGACAAGGUCUACUUCUUCUUCACGGAGAGAGGGACGGACGCAGAGGGGGUUAACAAGGCUGUUUACACCAGGGUGGGACGGGUCUGUGCGAAUGAUCAGGGAGGUCAGAGGAUGUUGGUGAAUCGUUGGAGCUCCUUCCUAAAGACUCGUCUCAUCUGCUCUGUGGCUGGACCCAACGGCAUCGACACACACUUUGACGAGCUAGAGGAUGUAUUUGUGUUGAAGAACAAGGAUGAGAAGAAUCCAGAGAUUUUUGGCCUCUUCAGCACUACAAGUGCUGUGUUCCAGGGCUAUGCGGUGUGUGUGUACCACAUGGAUGAUGUGCGAGCAGCGUUCAAUGGCCAGUUUGCCCACCGGGAGAGACCAGAGCACCACUGGACCCCCUACGAAGGCCGGGUCCCCUACCCACGCCCCGGAUCUUGUGCCAGUGAGGUAAAUGGUGGUGGGUUCUCAGGUUCUAAGGAGUUCCCUGAUGAGGUUCUGCGAUUCGUGCGUUCCCACCCUGUCAUGUUUAGCCCGGCUCCCCUCCACCGCAGACCAGUUCUACUGCAGACAGAGCCAGGGAGGAGACUAACUCAGAUCGCUGUGGACCGUGUCCAGGCCCAGGAUGGACACUAUCAUGUUCUGUAUAUAGGAACAGACGACUCUGUUGUGUUGAAGGUUAUCACCAUCUACAACAAAGACACAGACACCAUAGAGGAAGUUCUACUGGAGGAACUGCAGGUGUUCAAGGUCCCUUUUCCAAUAACUGAGAUCCUCAUAUCAGCUAAACGGCAACAGCUCUAUGUGGGUUCUGAGGUUGGUGUGGCUCAGGUGAGGCUCCAUCAGUGUGACCUGUACGGGUCUGAGUGUGCCGACUGUUGCCUAGCGAGGGACCCUUAUUGCGCCUGGGAUGGAAUCACCUGCUCACGAUACUACCCUGCUGGGGUUUACACCAAGAGACGAUUCAGGAGACAGGAUGUUCGCCAUGGCAACGCUGUACAGCUGUGCAACGGGCUACAGAUUGAUGGGGAGCAGUACCAGGGUGCAGUGGAGAGGCAGGUGUAUGGGGUAGAGAGUAACAGUACUCUACUAGAGUGUACCCCUCGUUCUCUACAGGCCAGAGUCAUGUGGUACAUACAGAGAGACCCAGACAGAGAGGAGGUCGGAGGUGAUGAGCGUGUAGUUAUGACAACCCACGGGCUGCUAUUCCUUCGUGUUCGGAGCGGGGAUGCUGGUGUGUACGUGUGUCAGACGGUGGAACAUGGCUAUGUCCACACCCUACUGAGGGUCACGCUACACGUGUUGGGAGGGCAGAAGGUUGGGGCCCUGAUACACAGGACAGGGGAGGAGGGGGAGGGAGAGGGGGAGACAAAAGCAACCUGUCACCUCCCUAUAGAUACCUCUCCAGGCCCCCACCCUGGUUCCAACUCUGACCCCAGUUCCAGGCUACAAGGAGCCCUGCCAGGGUUAUCCCUAGCCCCAGCCCCAGCUCCAGGCCCUACCUCCAGGCUGCCAGGCCCAGGUCCUACUUCCAGGCUGCCAGCCCCAGGCCCAGGUACUACAUCCAGGCUGCCAGCCCCAGGACCAGGCCCUGCCUCACAGCUGUGGUACAAGGAGUUUCUCCAGCUGAUAGGCUAUGGGGACUCCCAGAAGGUGGAGGAGUACUGUGAGAGGGUCUGGUGCUCAGGGAAGAGACGCAGGAAGACUAAACGCAGAACACCCAGCCAAUGGAAAUAG